Messenger RNA from Emiliania huxleyi CCMP1516, 945 nucleotides. RefSeq lists its product as hypothetical. Bases 1 to 945 code for a protein of 314 amino acids. NCBI's taxonomy places the organism in Eukaryota, Haptophyta, Isochrysidales, Noelaerhabdaceae. The record is from RefSeq and is a predicted model, not a curated record. The transcript is spliced from 4 exons.
AUGCCGAAGCGGACGGUCUUCUACGCGCCUCCGUCGCAGCACUUUGAGCGUUCGCUCGACGUCUACAGCCCAACCAGCUCGCCUGGCACGGACCACACUCCUCCGCUCGUCAUCAUGGUUGUUGGGUCGGGCUGGAUUGGCCACCGCGCUGGCAUCUACCGCGUCUUUGACUGGUGGAAUGCGGCCGGACCUGCGACAGUCGCAUCUGUGGGCUGCACGUGUGUGUGCGUCCGACACCGUGGCGCUUUCCCUCGGCCGCCGCCUGGUGCGAUUGCCUUUGCGCUCGCAUGCGCAGCUGCGCUAGCAGGCGGCUUCCCAUGGUCUGUUUGCGUGCUGCUUCUGUACGGCGCGUGGCUCUUGGCCGCACGUGGUGCCGCAACGCACGAGGCAAUGAUGGAUGACGUCGCGCAAGCUCUCGUUUGGGUGCGCAGCCACCGUGCUGAGCUGGCGCCGCCGGACGCCAAGCUCAUCAUAGGCGGCUACUCCUCGGGAGGGCAUGUUGCUGUCUCGCUGCUGCAGCGGCCCGACAAGCUCGCUCACUUUGGCCUCCCCCCGGCGGCUGGCUGCGACGGCAUCCUCCUGCUCUCGGACGUCACGUCGGCCCGCCUCCUCGCGUGGCUCCUGCAGCGCGUUCUCUUUGGCGAGGCGCUGCCGUCGCCCCUGCACACCGUGGAGAAGAGCCCCGCGGUCCCGCACCUCCUCGUCCACUGCCACCACGAGGCCUUUGGACUGCCGCUGUUUGAGCCCGCCCUCAGCCACCUCCUCUGCACACCACAGUUUGCUCCGGCGCUGCGGGCGGCGGGCGUGCCGGUACGAGUCGAGGGCGUGCCAAGCGACCACUGGACGAUCCUUGCGAGCGAGCCGCUCGCAAACGCCCUCCGGAGGACGCUGUUGGAGGAGAGGCUAAAGUCUGCCCAGGUUGUGAGGGACACGAUCCCGGCGUGA